Molecule: messenger RNA, 2399 nt
Organism: Periophthalmus magnuspinnatus
Lineage: Eukaryota; Metazoa; Chordata; Actinopteri; Gobiiformes; Gobiidae
Exons: 5
Coding region: 177-1196 (339 amino acids)
Cellular component (GO): nucleus
Source: RefSeq, a predicted model, not a curated record
GGAAGCAAUCGUGUGCAGUAACAAGCCGACGUUUUGUUGAGCUUGAUGGUGUUUUCCAUGUAGAACAUUUUCAGAAAAUAAUUCACUCUGGAUUUUUGAUGCUUUUUCACUUUACAGUACAGAACUCCCACAUCUGAAACAACUGUGUACAGAGAAUCGCUGAGUAAGACUAAAGGAUGUCUUCCUCUCCACUAUACUACAGCAACAACCGUGACCGAUUCAAAAAAAGAAAGGCGCGCUUCACUUUUAGCGAGGUCCACAUAUUAUUAGACGAAGUACGAAAACACCGAAAAAUAGUUGUGGGUAAAUUCAAUCGUGGCGUGCCAACAGAUGCUAAAAAACGUACAUGGGCCGAAAUCACUGCUCGUGUGAAUGAGAUUGGAGAGUGUCAACGAGAAAUCAUUGAGGUCAUAAAGAAAUGGUCCGACCUGAAGUGCGACACCAAGCGUAAAAUUGCUGCUAUGCAAACAGGAACAGUGCCAAGCAGAGGACUGAACUCGCGCAUGUCCAAGGACCUCAAUCCCACAGAGAAGAUAGUGGCUCAGAUUCUGGAGAUGUCAGAUAAAGAUGAUGGAACAUAUGAUUUUGGUCCACUGGGUGAUGAUGACGAGGGAGCUGAUGAAGAGGAGAUUGAAGAGGAGGAGAUGAUGGGAUUUCAGAACUCACCAAAUGGAGGACUAGAAACGUCUAUGCCCCCACCUACAUCCUACCUCUCCAGUGGUAGUGGACAACCAGUUGAUCUGCAAUUUGAGCUACUAGAUGACACAGAAGCACCAUUUGCUGAAUCGGAAGAUGAGCAAAAGGAAGAAUUACCACUCCCCAGCAUCCGUACCAGACCGCCCCAAGAUCACCACGAAAAUAAUGGCAUCCCGAAACCCAGUACAGCAAAGCCCGAACCCUCAACUUCCACUGCUGAAACUCUCCCUAUGGCAAAUCCCGCCUCUAAGACUUCCAACCUAAUGGACAGUGUCUCACAGAGCCUCCGUGAGCAACAUGCCACCAACACAUUAUUAGAAACUGUAUCUCGGUCACUGGAGCUGUUAGCCGAAUCAGUGCAACAGCUAGCAGAGACGCAACAGGAGUUUGUGCGCGAGUCCUUACAGCUGCAGAGGGAGACAGUGCAGGUACUCAGAGACUUCACAGGGGGCGCUAUUGCACUCAUCCACGAUAAACUCAAUGGACGACCAACAUUAUAGCAGUGAUGUGUGCAUAUUUGUAUGUUGAGACACUGACUUAUUAGAGAAGGCCUUUUGGCACAGAAAACCUCAUGUUUCUCUGGACUUCUACAAUGGUUGCUGGUCCUUUUAAUCCUACCCAGAUAUUUGAUAAUUUUGUCCGUAAUACAGUUUGAAUGGCUUCUGUUAUCAACUAAUACGAGACUAAAGAAAGUUUGGUACCACAUUGUAAUAAUAAUACCUACAUCUUAAUUAGGCUUAUUAAUGCAUGAACGUUAUUCAGACUUAGUAAAUAAUUAAAGCAGACCUAACGUGCAAAAUCGACUUUUCAGAGCUUUUAACAAUGUUGCAGUGAGUAAAUGGUGAGGUUAAACGACUGUAAGUUAUAUUUCGAGUGACUCAUGCAUUUUUGUGCAAUCUUUAAUCACUUAUUUUCAAGAAACCAUUUUGCCAAUCACCACCACCGGUGUAGGCCCACUGCUCUGUAGUUACUUCGUUCUCCAGUUUUAUUUUCUUUAUCAAUGAUACAUGUAGGAUUCGGAAGCUUCGCAUAGUCAUUUUGGUAGAAAAGAAAAAAAAAAUGCUGCCAGCAUCUGCUAUCUAUCUGAGGUGCUGACGACUUCACGGCUCUUUGUUUUGAUGAUGUUUAUGGUGAUGUCAGCUCCCACUGGGCACCUCAGUUUCCUAACACAGAAGUCAGCAGACUCGUUUCUUGUAUUAAGUUGUUUUAGAUUAAUAUUGUGAUUUAAAAUGUCCGAAUUAUAACGUAAUGAUCCAUGGGUGCCAUAGAUUAUAACUAUAGAUCAGACACAAGCACAAUAGGUCUACUUUAAGGAGUUAGGAGUUAGAUAUAAAGUACUGACUAAGCCUUCUUUAUAAACAAUUUGUUCAUUAUUAAUUAAGUCUUUGUUCAUAGCCUUUAAUGGCCUUUAUUAAGGCUAUUAAAAGUGGUACCAAAAUUCUCUAGAGACAGUUGUUUUGAGUUAACGGGGCUGUACAGUACACACUCGUGAUCUAUUUUUAGUGUUGCAAAACAACUCUGAAUUCAGUCAAAUCAGUCAUUGUAAAUAUAACUUGAACCUUUUACAUUCAUAAUGAUAUUAGGUCUUGGUAAAGAGAUUUUCUCAAUUGUCCAGUGUGUCUUUUUUUUUUUUUAACAUCAACACUUGAAUACUACUAUACCAAUAAUUUAAUUUCAGAUUAAAUAAAUCUCAUUUGUGCGUA